ACUCACCAAAUUUUUGCUGCCUCACAGCCUGACUACAAUCUGAAAAAAUUGGGUCAUCGGCAUACUCGAAUCUAAAGAUUUAUGUCCACUUAACCAGAAUUCAGAAACACGUUACAAGCUACAAUGUACAUUGCACUUUGAUAAAUAAAACUGUUUGUUAUACAAUGUAGGCUGGCUGAUAAAAUAUUUAUGUAUGUGUAUGUACACUGCAUCUUAUAGUAUUGAGGAUGGGUCAAGGCCCAAGUUUUUCAGAUCCUGCUCAUCAUGUUGGACGUUUGCAGGCUAACAUUGAAAUAAUGCAUCGAAUAGCAAAUUUAAACCAUGAAGAUUUUAAAAACUCUAUUAAAGAACUCAAUGCAAUAACACACAGUUUUACUGAUCAUAGAGGAAAACAACUACAUUUUUCUAUUAAAAAAGGAACUGAUGAUACUAUAUGGUGGAAAGGUUUAGCCAGAGUUCGAUGUGUAAAGCUUAAUUCAUUGACAAAAAGAGUUGAAUCAUCAAGAUUAUUAAAUCUAAAACAGUAUAUAACUAUGUAUAAAGAAAUAACAGAGCAAGUGUCCAGUUUAUCUCAAACUCAACCAACACUCGAAUCUAUGCCCCAUGACAUCACAGCCUCCUGUAUAUUUCAAGGAGUAAAAGAUGGUGAUUUAACCAAUGCUGAUGUGGAAUGUUGCAUUUGUAUGGAACGUAAAUCAGAAAUCAUUCUUCCUUGUAGUCAUGAAUUCUGUGAAACUUGUAUUGAUUCAUGGAAUGUGUCUCAUAAUACCUGCCCUCUGUGUCGUAGUAAAGUAGAAAGUACUGAUGAUACCUGGGUAUUGACUGAAAAACCAAGCAGUGCUGAUUAUGAUUCUGAGGUCAAAGGUUAUUUAGUAGGAUUAGCUGAUCGGACAGGUUCACCUUAAAUUGGUAUUAAAACUUCUUUUCAUUGUUUUUUUUUAUCUUGUCUUUUAUACGCCCACAUUUUCAUGUGGACGUAUAUUGUCGUCGCCCCUGUCCGUCCGUCUGUCCACAUUUUGUUUGUGGACUCUCUACAGGUCACAAUUUUUAUCCAAUUCAAAAUAUAGGUCUAUCUCUCAAAGAUCUCGGUUACUUUCGAUAUUGGCAUGUAUCAGACCAUAACUUCAUGCAUUAUGACCCCUGAUUGUACGAAAAAUCACGUUUUUAGCUUGUGGAAACUCUAGAGGUCACAAAUUUUGAUCCAAUGUUGAUAAAACUUGAAAUGCAUGUUUAUAAUGCAAAUGUCUUGUUUCCUUUCAAUAUUUGCGCAUAUCGGAUCGUAACUUCCUGAAUUAUGGCCCCUGAUUUUACGAAAGAUCGUGUUUUUAGCUUGUGGUCCCUAUAGAGGUCACUAUUUUUAUCGGAUUUAAAAAAAAAAACGUGAUGGUUGAGUUCGAAUUUCAUCAAAUAGUGUAAAUAGUGUAAAAAUAUGGUAUAUCAAGGUUGUGGACUCUCUAGAGGCCACAGUUUUUAUCCAAUUUGGAUGAAACUUUAAAUAUAUGUUUUUAUCAUAAAGAUCUUGUUUCGUUUUGAUAAUCACACAUAUCCGAACGUAACUUCCUGGAUUAUGACCCCUGAUUGGUCGAAAAAUCGCAUUUUUAGCUUGAGGAUUCUCUAGAGGUCACAUUUUUUUCCCGAUUUUAAAAAACAUUUAGAUAUAUCACCAUUCCCCCAUAAUGAGCGUUGAAUUCGAAUUUUGGAAAAAUCGAAAUGAAACUGCCUGACAAAAUGGCCGCUCUUUGUACGCAAAUUGUGUAUAAGUAUGUAAUACAAAAGUUAUGGACCCUCUAGAGUUCACAAUUUUUAUCUGAUUUUGUUGAAACUUAAAACAAGUCUUUAUAUUCCAAAUAUCUGAGUCCGUUUUGAUAUUUGCACAUUCAGACCAUAACUUUCUGGAUUAUGGCCCCUGAUUGUACAAAAGAUCUUUUUUGUUUUUAGCUUGCAAAAUGUGGGUGUAUCUGCCUGGCAGCCGUUUUUUGUUUUUUUAAAUAGAGAAUUCAUAUUUUGAAAUAAGGUUUUGAUACUGAGUUAUUACAUUUUUAGUCUGAUAUUGUUUAAUUCAUAGAAAAGAUUGAAUUUAUAUGCAUUAUUCAGUUAUUAAUGAUGUGAUAUGUACAUUUUCUAUUAAAUUUUGUAACAGGGAUUGGAAAUCUUCCUUUGUUCUUUUCGUUGAAUAAGCAGAUUGUUUUCCCUCUAGUAGAUUGGGUGGAGCUUAACCGUGCAAUAACUAGGCAUGUUCAAUGUUAUUGCUCACUUUUGCUGGUUUACACUAGUUUUAGUAGAAAUCACAGAGAGAAGUGGGGUGGGUUUUCUGUGCAAUAACGAUAAGUAUGUUGAGCAGUUGUCAAUGUUACAAGUCAUUUAUAGCACGUUUCAUUCAUUAACAGGUUUAACCCCACGGCCUCUGGUUAAACCUGUUAACUCAUGAAAGCCGUGCUAUAAAUAUAACUUAAUGUACAUGUACAAGCUUAAAUUGUGUAUUGAAUUGAAUGGAGCUCAAAGUCAUCAGACAAUUAUAAGCAAUAUUAGGGUAUUCCGAAUCAGUUUAAGCAAUUGAAUAUGGUGUUAAUCAAUUAUUCAGUGUACGUCUCAUCAGCACAAAACUUCAGCCAGUUUGAGACAAAAACGUGAGAAUGUUUAUUUUUAUACGCCCAUAUUUUCACAUGGACGUAUAUUGUCAUUGCCCCUGUCCGUCCAUCCACAAUUUAUUUGUGGACACUCUACAGGUCACAAUUUUUAUCCGAUUUGAUGAAACUUGAAAUAUAGGUUUAUAUCCCAAAGAUCUUGGUUCCUUUCGAUAUUGGACCGUAAAUUCAUGGAUUAUGGCCCCAGAUUGUACGGAAAAUCACGUUUUUAGUCUGUGGACACUCUAGAGGUCAGAAAUUUCAUCUGAUUUUGAUGAAACUUGAUAUACAUGUUAAUAACCCAAAGAUCUUGGUUUGUUUUGAUAUUCGCGCAUAUCGGACCGUAACUUCAUGGAUUAUGGCCCUUGAUUGUACAAAAAGUAACGUUUUUAGCUUGUGGUUCCUCUAGAGGUCACAAUUUUUAUCUGAUUGAAAAAAACCCUUGAAUAUAUCACUGUUACACACUAAUGACGGCUGAGUUCAAAUUUCGUGAAAAUUUUACCAAAACUGCCGGACAAAAUGGCCACCCCUUGUGGACCCUCUAGAUGUCACAAUUUUGAUCUGAUUUUGAUGUGGGCGUAUUUUGCCUGGCAGCCGCUGUUUUUUUUUUUAGCUUGCUCUCUAUCCAUGUCUUGUAUAAUGUGGGCAUAUCUAUGGCAGGAAACUACUGCGCAGACAGCAUGGUUUUGGCCUACUCUUCUUGAUUUACAACUGUCAAUAACUAUUUUACGUGCGUCAGUGUGUACACGAGCAGACCUAGCAUUUUUGUUGACUAGACAACACUUUAUUACAUAUGCAACACUUUACAUGGUUGGAAUAAGAAUUAGAUAAUGCAAUAAAAAGAGAUGGUCAGUAUGUAUGAGGUGAACCUGAUUUUAGUGAACCAUAUUUUAGUUUACAAAAAUACAUAUAAUUUUUUGUAUUGAUGUUUAUAAACAUUCAAAUUAGGCAAUAUUGAGGUGAACAAGUAAGUGCUAAGAGCCCUUUUUAGAAUGUUUAUUAUAUUUAGUGUUCAUCUGAGUUGUUUUGUUACUUAUUAUUUUAGUGUUGUGCCACUUACAAAGCUAUGUACAUAUAGCAAAUUUUAUAUAUUGAUCAUUAAUCUUGUAUACAAACACUCUUCUGUGAUCAUAUCUUUAUUAUAAAUACAUGUCUAUACAUCAUUGGUUCCAUUGAGCACUUUAUUUAGUCAUUUCUUGAUCAAACUGUGGAAGACAAUUAAUGGUACUGUUUGUUAACGAAUGACAUUUUUACUAGGAGUCUCUUAUCAUUGACUUUAUUACAUCCACACAGUUACAGACAGGAUUGUGUUCCAUACUCAUAGAACUAUAAAAUGGUAAUGAGAUAUUUAAACACAACAAACAUAAUUCAUAUAAUUAGUAAAUAACUGUACAAAUUUAAAGAGGCAGUAUGUGCUGGGAGGUAUUUCCAUGUGAUUCAACUAUUUAUAAAGUUAUAUUAAUGAUGUUCAAAUAUGAUUGCAUGCAAAAUUUGGGACAAUCUGCAAAGCCAUUGUUGUAAUAUUCAGAUAUUCACAUUUUACUUUAAAUAUACAAGUCGUACAAAUUAUUCAGUGGUUUUGAAUGAAUUAAACGAACUCGGGUGAAAAAUAUCUUGUAUCGCAGUGCUGGGGUUUUUAAUAGUUAUAAGGUUAUUUUGAAUAUAAUAAUGAUAUUAUUCAAAUUAAUUUUGAAAAUGACAAUGCUUUUUUAUGGAAUAAAACUAAUUUUAGGUAGCUAUUUCGUUAGUUGUAACACUUUAUUUACAAAUUACAAUAAGCAUUUUUAUACGCCCACAUGGAGUUAUGGCCCUUGUUUCACUUUGUUGCACCAUGAGAACGCUCUAACAACAAAAUUUAUCAACCGAUCUGUAUGAAAUUUAUAUGCAUCAUUUGAAUUAGUAAAACAAAGAAGCCUAUUGAAUUUCAGUAAUAUCCGUUAAUUACAUCUAGAGUUAUGGCCCUUGUUUCACUUUGUUGAAAUUAUUGAAACGAAGAAGCCUAUUGAAUUUCAGCAUUUCCGUUAAUUACACCAUGAGUUAUGGCCCUUGUUUCACUUUAUUGUACCUUGUGAAUGCUCUAACGACAAAAGUUAUUAUCCGAUCUGUAUGAAAUUUAUAUGCAUCAUUUAAAUUAGUAAAACAAAGAUGCCUACUUAAUUUCAGUAAUUUCCGUAAAUUACAUCAAGAGUUAUGGCCCUUGUUUCACUUUGUUGAAUCUUGUGAACACUCUAAUGACAACAGUUAUCAUCCGAUCUGUUUAAAAUUUAUAUGCAUCAUUUAAAUUAGUCCAACGAAGAAGUCUAUUGAAUUUCAGCAAUUUCUGUUAAUUAUGCCGUGAGUUAUGGCCCUUGUUUCACUUUGUAGUACCUUGAGAACGCUUGAACAACAAAAGUUAUUACCCGAUCUGUAUGACAUUUAUAUGUAUUGUUUAAAUUAGUUAAACGAACAAGCCUAUUGAGUUUCAGCAAAUUUCCAUUAAUUGCAUCUAGAUUUAUGGCCCCUGUUUCACUUUGUUGAAACUUGUGAAUGCUUGAACGACAAAAGUAAUCACCCAAUCUGUAUGAAUUCGAAAUUCAUAUGCAUCAUUUAAAUUAGUGAAAUGAAGAAGCCUAUUGAAUGUCAGCAAUUUCCGUCUUCUAGAGUUAUGGCCCUUGUUUUACUUUGUUGAACCUUGUGAACGUUCGAACGACAAAAGUUAUCAUCUGAUCUAUAUGAAAUUUAUAUGCAUUAUUUGAAUUAGUAAAACGAAAAAGUCUGUCGAAUUUCAACAAUUUCUGUAGAUUACUUCCAGAGUUACGGCCCUUGUUUUACUUUUUAGAACCUUGUGAACCCUCAAAUGACGAAAAUUAUAAUGUCAUCUGUAUGAAAUUGUCUAUUAAAUGCCCCUAAUUACCUACAAAAGAAUAAAUAUGUGACAACCCUUGUCAACCACUCGGACGAUUUAGCUUCUAUGGGCGUAUGUUUUGUUGCCUGGCAACCUACCUUUAUAUAUACCGUGGGCAUAUUAUAUCGUCACCCUGUCCGUCAUUUUUUGGCGGAUUCAUUUCAAAUUUGGUGUGAAGCAUUGCGGUUUGCAAUUUUCCGUUCCAGAAAACCUUGGGAACACAAUAUAGGCAACAGUUUUGAUGGAUUCUUUUCAGAUUUGUUGUGAAGCAAUUUUGUCAUGAGAGGACGAACCCUAUUGAUAGUCAGUGUUCUACAACUUUCUGUUCUGUAUUAGAUUUACUUGCAUUAUUUGAAAUAGUAAAACGAAGAAGUCUAUUGAAUUUCAGAAAUUUCCAUUAAUUACUUCUAGAGUUAUGACCCUUGUUUCACUGAGUUGAAUCACCCUGUGAAAGCUCUAAAGUCAAAACUUAUUGUCUGAUCUAAUUAAAUUUAUAUGCCUGUUAACACAAUAUAGGCAUAGUGUUAUGUCAGAUUAUUUUCAAAUUUGUUUUGAAGCAUUUUGGUCAUGAGAGGACGAACCCUAUUGAUUUUCAGCGUUCUGUGACUUUCUGUUCCGGAGUUCCACCCCCUUUGCUGAAAACCUUGUGAAUGCCAUAUAGACUACAAUUUUUGACCGAUUCUUUUCAAAUUUGAUGUGGAGCAUUGUGGUCGUGAGAGGACUACGACUUUCCAUUCCUGAGUUAUCCCCCCCCCCCCUUUGCCAAAAACCUUGUGAAAUUGAUAGAUCUUACAGGUUGGUUGAUAUUUUGUUGGAUUUCAGAAUUUUUACAAAUGUCCCUUAUUUUUAAAAAUGAUAACCUCACUGUUUUUGAGAUAAAAUUAUCAAGAUCAAUUACAGAUUUGUGCUUUAAAUUGUAUGACUUUAUUAUAAUCUGUUUCUGUAAAGUAUAAAGACUAAGAAGCAGGUAUAGACUUUUAUACGCCCACAUGUUGAUGUGGACAUAUGUUGUCGUCAUCCCUGUCCAUUCAUCCACAAUUUGUUUGUGGACACGCUACAGGUCACAAUUUUUAUCCGAUUUUGACAAAACUUGAAAUAUAGGUCUAUCUCCCAAAGAUCUCGGUUCCUUUUUAUAUUGGCAUGUAUCGGACUGUAACUUCAUGGAUUAUGGCCCCUGAUUGUACGAAAAAUCACGUUUUUAGGUUGUGGACACUCUAGAGGUCACAAUUUUGAUCCGAUUUUGAUGAAACUUGAAAUGCAUGUUUAUAACCCAAAUAUCCGAUUUUGACGAAACUUGAAAUAUAGGUCUAUCUCCCAAAGAUCUCGGUUCCUUUAGAUAUUGGCAUGUAUCAGACCGUAACUUCAUGGAUUAUGGAUCCCAAUUGUACGAAAAAACACAUUUUUUAGCUUGAUAAAACUUGAAAUGUAUGUUUAUAACCCAAAGAUCUUGCUUUCUUUCACUAUUAGUGCAUAUUCAUUGUAACAUCCAGGAUUAUGGACCCUUAUUGUACGAAAAAUCACGUUUUUAGCUUGUGGUCCCUCUAGAGGUCACAAUUUUUAUCCGAUUAAAAAAAAAACAUUCAAAUAUAUCACUGUUAAACUAUAAUAAUGUUUGAAUUCGAAUUUCGUGAAAAAAUAAUGGAUGCAUCCUGUACGCAAAUAGUGUUAUUUUAAAGUAUGUAAUAUCAAAGUUGUGGACCCUCUAAAAGUCACAAUAUUUUUCCGAUCUUGAUGAAACUUAAAAUAUGUUUAUAUCCAAAAAAUCUUGGUUCCUUUCGAUAUUCGUCCAUAUUGGAAUGUAACUUCCUGGAUUAUAGCCCCUGAUUGUUCGAAAAAUCACGUUUUUAGCUUGUGGACCCUCUAGAACUUAGAAGUUACAAUUUGUAUUCAAUUUUAAAAACAGUUUAAAUGUAUCACCGUUACACCCCAAUGAAGGUUGUGUUCGUAUUUCGUGAAACUGCCAGACAAAAUGGCUGCUCCUUGUACGCAAAUAGUCUACAAGUAUGUAAUACUGAGGUUGUGGACCCUCUAGAAUUCACAGUUUUUAUCUGAUCUUGAUGAAAGAUAAAAUAUAUGUUUAUAUAUCCUUUGGAUAUUGGACCAUAUCUUUCUGGAUUAUGUCCCCUGAUUGUACAAAAAAAAUUGCAUUUUUCUUCUUUUUUUUUUUUUAGCUUGUUCUCUGUCUAUCUCUUCCAAAAUGUGGGUGUAUCUUGCAUGGCAACUGCUGGUUGUUAAAAAUAUGCAUUGAUACAUGUAUCAUAUAUUGUUAUAAACAUCUUUGACUUAUUGUUAUAUAUGAUUAUUUAUUUGUUGUUACAUUAUUGUCAAAUACUAUAAAUAAAAUUUACAGCCUC
Patella vulgata (common limpet) is the source of this 7862-nucleotide messenger RNA. RefSeq names its product RING finger protein 141. Gene Ontology annotation, molecular function: ubiquitin-protein transferase activity. Lineage: Eukaryota; Metazoa; Mollusca; Gastropoda; Patellidae. The transcript is spliced from 6 exons. Gene Ontology annotation, biological process: protein autoubiquitination. The record is from RefSeq and is a predicted model, not a curated record. Bases 228 to 905 code for a protein of 225 amino acids.